Messenger RNA from Indicator indicator, 1716 nucleotides. RefSeq names its product dolichyl-phosphate N-acetylglucosaminephosphotransferase 1 (gene DPAGT1). The transcript has 9 exons. The coding region runs from base 1 to 1221 and encodes 406 amino acids. Lineage: Eukaryota; Metazoa; Chordata; Aves; Piciformes; Indicatoridae. Gene Ontology annotation, molecular function: UDP-N-acetylglucosamine-dolichyl-phosphate N-acetylglucosaminephosphotransferase activity. The record is from RefSeq and is a predicted model, not a curated record. Gene Ontology annotation, biological process: dolichol-linked oligosaccharide biosynthetic process; protein N-linked glycosylation. Gene Ontology annotation, cellular component: membrane.
AUGGCGGCUUGGCCCAUCGCACCCCUCCUCAUCAACCUCGGUGGGUCGCUGCUGGGCUUCCUAGGCACGCUCACACUGAUCCCAGCCUUCAGGGACCACUUCCUCGCCGCGCGGCUCUUCGGCGAAGACCUCAACAAGGAAUCGCGGCGGCCCGUCCCCGAAGCACAGGGCGUGAUCAGCGGGGCUAUGUUCCUGAUCAUCCUCUUCUGCUUCAUUCCUGUGCCCUUCUUGAGGUGCUUCGUAGAAGAGCAGUGCAUGGCCUUUCCUCACGACAAGUUCGUGGAGCUCAUCGGUGCGCUUCUUGCCAUCUGCUGCAUGAUUUUCCUGGGCUUUGCAGAUGACGUUCUGAACUUGCGCUGGCGCCACAAGCUCCUUCUUCCUACCAUGGCUUCCCUCCCACUGCUCAUGGUUUACUUCACCAACUUUGGGAACACGACCAUCGUGGUGCCUAAACCCUUUCGGGUGCUGCUGGGCAUGCACUUGGACCUGGGUAUCCUCUACUACGUGUACAUGGGCAUGCUAGCAGUGUUCUGCACAAACGCCAUCAACAUUCUUGCUGGAAUUAAUGGAAUUGAAGCAGGGCAGUCUCUGGUGAUAGCUGCUUCCAUUAUCAUAUUCAACCUUGUAGAGUUAAAUGGGGAUUAUCAAGAUGAUCACAUUUUCUCUCUCUACUUCAUGAUUCCUUUUUUUUUUACCACGCUGGGGCUGUUUUACCACAACUGGUACCCAUCUCAAGUGUUUGUUGGGGACACCUUCUGCUACUUUGCCGGCAUGACCUUCGCUGUGGUGGGUAUCUUGGGGCACUUCAGCAAAACAAUGCUGCUUUUUUUCAUCCCGCAAGUGCUCAACUUCCUCUACUCGCUGCCUCAACUAUUCCACGUCAUUCCUUGUCCCCGUCACCGGCUGCCAAGGCUGAAUCCUAGUACAGGAAAGCUGGAGAUGAGCUACUCCAAAUUCAAAACUAAGAGCCUCUCUGCCCUGGGAACAAAUAUUCUAAAGGCAGUCAAGAUCUUGCACAUAGUGGAUGUGAGGAGUGGAACAUAUGAAGAUGGUGAAUACACAGAAUGCAGUAACAUGACACUUAUUAACUUCAUUAUAAAGCUGAUUGGACCCACUCAGGAGCGAAAUCUCACUCUACUCUUGCUACUCAUUCAGGUCCUGGGCAGCAUGAUUGCGUUUUCAAUCCGGUACCAACUAGUGCGCUUGUUCUAUGAUGUCUGACCGGUCUGGUGCAGGCAGAAGAGUUGUACCUGCCAGUUGCUGACAGAAUGGUUCAACUGAUUGUAGACUGGACCACCAAGAACCUCAGGAUACCUGUCAAAAUAGAAGCAACUACUUUGGGUCUGCCAGAUGACUGUAGUCAUCUUUCUGGUUUUGGUGCACACAUGGCUUUUCUCUGAUUCUUCCAACAGAAAAGAUUCACUGCUACUCAGGCAUUGUCAUUGCUGGGAAUAACUUUCAGAGAGGAAGUAAGUGACCAAAAUGUUUACUCACAGCAUUUAGGGCAACUGGGAAAGAUGAAAUCUCUAUACAUCUAGCAAGCAUGUUACUGUUUCCUGAGAGAGAAAACAGGAGCUUGAAUUUGUAUGAGCCUCUGUACCAUAGAGGAACAAGUAAAUCGGAAUGCUGUCCUGACUUUUCCAGUCCUUACGCCGGUCCAUGGACACAGAAUGACAUGUUAUAAAACCCUGCCCAAAACUCAUAGCACUCUGAGAA